AUCCACCAAGCCAACCUUCUUUUUCUCCCACCCUUCUCUUCGAGACGAAAGACGUCGUCUAGCCAGCAGUCGAUUGUUUCUGUUCUUCAUCCUUCUCUUAUUCAGUCAAGAUGUUUGCUGCUGCUCGCAUUCAGCGUCGUGCCUUUUCGGCCUCUGCUCGCCAGCUGUCCAAGGUGACCGUCCUGGGCGCUGCUGGUGGCAUUGGCCAGCCUCUGUCCCUGCUCCUCAAGCUCAACCCCAGGGUCACUGAGCUCGCCCUGUACGAUAUCCGCCUGGCCCCUGGUGUUGCCGCCGACAUCUCCCACAUCAACACCAAGUCCACCGUCCAGGGCUAUGACCCUACCGCGUCCGGCCUGGCUUCGGCCCUCAAGGGCUCCGAGGUCGUGCUGAUCCCCGCCGGUGUCCCCCGCAAGCCCGGCAUGAGCCGUGACGACCUGUUCAACACCAACGCCUCCAUCGUCCGCGACCUGGCCAAGGCCUGCGCCGAGUCUUGCCCCGAGGCCAACAUCCUCGUCAUCUCGAACCCUGUCAACUCGACGGUCCCCAUCGUCUCCGAGAUCUUCAAGGCCCGCGGCGUCUACAACCCCAAGCGCCUCUUUGGCGUCACCACCCUCGACGUCGUCCGUGCCUCGCGCUUCGUCUCCGCCCUCAAGGGCACCGACCCCGCCGACGAGAACAUCACCGUCGUUGGUGGCCACAGCGGUGUGACCAUCGUCCCUCUCUUCAGCCAGUCCGCCCACCCCGAGCUGUCCUCCAAUGCUGAGCUGGUCAACCGCGUCCAGUUCGGUGGCGAUGAGGUCGUCAAGGCCAAGGACGGCGCCGGCUCCGCCACUCUGUCCAUGGCCAUGGCUGGUGCCCGCAUGGCCGAGUCCCUCCUCCGCGCCGCCCAGGGCGAGAAGGGCGUCAUCGAGCCCACCUUUGUCGACUCCCCUCUCUACAAGGACCAGGGUGUCGACUUCUUCUCCUCCAAGGUCGAGCUCGGCCCCAACGGUGUCGAGAAGAUUCUGCCCCUCGGCAAGCUCGAUGCCAACGAGGAGAAGAUGCUCGAGGCCUGUCUCGCCGACCUCAAGAAGAACAUCGAGAAGGGUGUUUCCUUUGUCGCCAAGAACCCCGGCGCGUAAAGGAGUCUACACAUCUAUCCAGGUGGUCCCGGUUGGCUAGCCAAGAUCAAAUCUCCCAGUUCUAACGUCUCGGUCUGGAUUUUUCUUCGUCUUCCAACAACAGUGCGGCAACUAUACAGGACGAAUACAUGGAAAGGCAAAGAAGGUGGAUGGAUGGCUGCUCAUGGCGUAGUCUAGUCUCUUUCAUUGUCCUUCGGGACUAAUAGACCGCUUGUAUCAUAGCACGAUGA
Molecule: messenger RNA, 1351 nt
Organism: Cryphonectria parasitica EP155
Lineage: Eukaryota; Fungi; Ascomycota; Sordariomycetes; Diaporthales; Cryphonectriaceae
Product: malate dehydrogenase-like protein
Exons: 3
Coding region: 111-1121 (336 amino acids)
Biological process (GO): malate metabolic process; tricarboxylic acid cycle
Cellular component (GO): mitochondrion; cytoplasm
Molecular function (GO): L-malate dehydrogenase (NAD+) activity
Source: RefSeq, a predicted model, not a curated record